AUGCCCACUGUCAAAACACAACGGUCCCUCAAGGCGAUAGAGGCCCAAGUCGCUUCCGUGCUACCUAAAAGUGACAUUACCGUCAAGCAUGCAAUGGGUGCUGAUGAGCGUGCUCUAGUUUCUCUCGGAUAUAGACAAGAAUUCAAUCGCGAGUUUUCCCUCUGGACUACCUUUUGUGUUAGUUUUUCAGUUCUCGGGCUUUUACCAUCAUUUGCUAGUACGCUAUGGUACGGUAUGGGUUAUGCGGGUACAGCGGGAAUGGUCUGGGGGUGGCCUAUCGCAAUGGCUUUUAUCCAAUGUGUUGCCAUGAGUAUGGCUGAACUCUGUUCUGCCAUGCCCACGAGUGGUGGCCUUUACUAUGCGUCAGCAGUUCUAGCGCCGCCCAAGUAUGGCCCUUUCGCUGCUUGGUUUACAGGGUGGUCCAACUGGAUAGCCCAGGUCACGGCAGCUCCAUCUGUGAACUAUGGGGUAGCCGCCAUGAUUCUGGCUGCGGUCUCAAUGAGCAAACCCGGCUACAUUCCGACGGAUUAUCAAACAUUCUUGCUCACUACCUCGAUCAUGAUCCUUCAUGCGGUUCUUAGUAGUAUGCCAACGAAAUGGAUUGCCAACUUAAAUUCUCACGGCUCGAUUCUCAACAUCAUCGCGCUUACUACAGUCCUCAUUGCUAUUCCCGUGGGCACGACUAACUCUCCCAAGUUUACGCCAUCCUCAGUGGUCUGGGGGGCAAUAUACGAAGGUACCUCAUUUCCAAAAGGUCUCUCGGUCCUAAUGUCCUUCGUGAGCGUGAUCUGGGCGAUGUCAGGAUACGAUGCCCCAUUCCACCUCAGCGAGGAAUGCUCGAAUGCCAACCUCGCGUGUCCCCGCGCCAUAGUGAUCACUUCCGGUGUUGGAGGGCUUAUGGGCUGGUUCCUUCAGCUUGCCGUCGCCUACACAGUGACAGAUAUCACAACAGUGCUGAAAUCAAACCUUGGCCAGCCGUGGGCAUCAUAUUUGUUCCAAGUUAUGUCGGAUAAACUGGCCGUCUCUAUCCUCGUCCUGACAAUUAUCUGCGGCUUCUCAAUGGGCCAAGGAUGCAUGAUCACAGCGUCCCGCGUCACAUAUGCAUAUGCUCGUGAUGACUGCUUCCCCUUGUCCAAAAUCUGGAAGAAAGUAAACCCUUAUACGCACACACCAGUCAAUGCCGUUUGGUUUAACUGUGCCAUUGGGAUACUAUCUUGCCUGCUCAUACUGGCGGGAAAUAUUGCGACUGGCGCUCUAUUUUCUAUUGGCGCCAUCGCUUCAUUCACUGCUUUCGCGAUUCCCAUCGCCAUUCGAAUUCUAGUUGUGGGGGACCGCUUUCGACCCGGGCCAUGGAAUCUGGGGAAAUAUAGCACUCCAAUAGGUGCCGCGGGGGUCCUUUUUGUUAUGUUGAUGGUUCCGAUUCUGUGUCUUCCGACAACGACUGGUUCGGAACUCAGCCCCAAGGACAUGAACUGGACCUGUAUCGCAUACGGUGGGCCAAUGCUUCUAGUAACCAUCUGGUGGUUUGUUGAUGCGCAUAGGUGGUUCAAAGGCCCCAAAGUUAACAUUGAGCAUAUCCUGCAGAGUCACGAGGAGGAUCCAUCCGAUGCUGAAGGUAUUAUAGCUUACGAAGGGAGUAGAGAAAAUAAGAACUCCUCCUCCGCUGAAACGACGGAUGUUGGUUGUUGUUGA
Histoplasma mississippiense is the source of this 1692-nucleotide messenger RNA. RefSeq lists its product as hypothetical. Gene Ontology annotation, biological process: transmembrane transport. Gene Ontology annotation, cellular component: membrane. The record is from RefSeq and is a predicted model, not a curated record. Bases 1 to 1692 code for a protein of 563 amino acids. Gene Ontology annotation, molecular function: transmembrane transporter activity. The transcript is spliced from 4 exons. Lineage: Eukaryota; Fungi; Ascomycota; Eurotiomycetes; Onygenales; Ajellomycetaceae.